Molecule: messenger RNA, 2065 nt
Organism: Dicentrarchus labrax (European seabass)
Lineage: Eukaryota; Metazoa; Chordata; Actinopteri; Moronidae
Product: odorant receptor 131-2-like
Exons: 2
Coding region: 126-725 (199 amino acids)
Biological process (GO): G protein-coupled receptor signaling pathway
Cellular component (GO): membrane
Molecular function (GO): G protein-coupled receptor activity
Source: RefSeq, a predicted model, not a curated record
UUAUAGCUGCUCCUAUAAAGUCUUCAUACACAAUCAUCUCUCAGAAGGCUGCAUGCAGCUCAACAGAAGACAUCUGUCUAUGGAAGUUGGUGCCACAAUGCUGUGUUGCAGUUACUCUGACUGCAAUGACCCUGGAGCGCUAUGUGGCCAUUUGCAUGCCCCUGCAACAUUCAGAGAUGUGCUCCACACGCAGGUCUCUGCACUGUAUCCUCAUCAUUCACAGCCUCAGCUCUGUACCCACCAUUGUGGUCCUCUUAAUCUUCUUUGCAUCAGCCUCCCUUAGCUUCUACAAAGAAUACAAGGUCUGCUCUGUGGAGAUGUUCAUAUUUCACAGUUGGCAGGAUCAUCUUAGGUCAGCUAUGAGUCAGUUUUACUUCUUGAUCAUGUGUAUCAUCAUUGUAUUCUCAUAUGUUAAAAUAAUGAAAGUGGCGAAAGCUGCAUCAGGAGAGAAUAAAAAGUCAACAUGGAAAGGGCUGAGAACAGUAAUUCUUCAUGGUUUCCAGCUGCUCCUCUGUCUCAUCCAGCUGUUUAACCCAUUCAUCGAAGGUGCUGUACUUAAAAUUGAUUUUAUGUUAUACAUUAAUGUCAGGUACUUUAACUACAUUACUUUUAUUCUUGCUCCAAGAUGCCUGAGUCCUCUUAUUUAUGGCCUCAGAGAUGAAAAGUUCUUUAAUGCAAUGAAAUACUUUGUUCUCUGCGGCUUGGAUAAGAACUUACAGCCCUAAUUCUGCUACAGAAAGCAAUUUUUUAAUGAUCUACUCUCAAAUUACUAUACCUUACUGUUGCAUAUGAUAAUAAUUCAUAUUUAGAUUUAGAUGUAUUUAUUUGCACAUUAAAACAAAACAGCAGAACCACAACAACAAAAGCAAAGAAGCAAAUGUGUGCAGGUGAGGUUGAAAACCAUUAGAGGGUUAUAGAAGGAAUGUCUUUGUUUACGGCUGUAUUAAUAAUGCUUUUUGUAAUUUUGCUUUGUAAUGCUAUGGUUUGCUUUUGUACUUGUUUAAAAUAAAUGUUGAUUGCACAAAGACAAUUCAAGCCCCAAUUGAAGCUGGAUUUUCUUUUAAAACUCAGUCUAUAAGGAUAUGACGUGUGUCUUCAGCACAGACAAGGCCCCAAAACUGACAAUGUUAAGUGGGCAGAUGUGUCAAUUCAUAUAAAAAACAGAUUUUUAGCCACUAUUGUUAUAAAAUCCUGCGAUUUAUCUUGAAUUCUGACUACCAACUAUUGUGUGUGUUAGUAAGCUUAGCAUGCCACUUGGCCCAAACAUGCCAUUUGUCAUCCGGUCAAGUUGGUGGCUCAGGCGGUAUGCUGGUUAUCUUAGCACAAUGAUAGCAUGCUAGUUAGGUCCUUGUGUAACUGGGAUGUAGCUUCAUCCAAUAAUGUGAAUAAGCAGUUGUUCCAAUAUGGACAUGUUCCUCAAGUACCAUCUCUGAAAGUUAGUGUCAGGAGCUACGCCAUUUCUGGCCAAAAGCUUCCAGAACACAUUAAUGAUUCCUCUGAAAUCAGGUUUGCACCAUCCAGGUAGAUUCAGGUAGGCCAGGAGAUUAACAACUCUCCUGGACACAGGAAAUAUAAUGUUGGGCUUUUCCUCUCUAAGAAACACUCAAAUGAAACUGAAAAUUAAAAAAAAAAAAACUGAAUAGCACACUUAAAUGUGCUAUAUGUAGGGUUUGAAGAUUUCUGACUUUGGUUGUUGGUGAUUUGGAUUGCUGGUAGUUUCACAACUAUUAAAACUAUCCAAUCCAAUCCACUUUAUUUAUAUAGCACGAUUUUAACAAACACAAGGUUUCCAAAGUGCUGCACAAAAACACUAUUAAACUGUUAUUUCAUCAAUUUUGAAUCAGAACAGAAAUUAGAAAAUGGUUUACAUAAUUAAUAAUUCAGUUAACUGUCAGCAUCAAUGAGUUUAUUAGCCAUACAAGAACAGAAAAAAAUUGGGUAAUUAGCAUUGCAACUCUGUCUGCAAUCUAAAUCCACAUGGAGAAAAACAAACCAUGACUACAUAGUGCUACCAUCAGUGCACUAUCCCCUCAUGACAUGUCUGUGUAAGGUGUUGCUGGUUGCU